AUGGACGCAACUGCCCAGGCGAACGAUCGCAGUUCAGUGGGCAAGACUCCGCUCACCGAGGAUUUCGCCAGUUUUGUGACAGAGAUAUUGGAUAAGUGGAAAGUCCCGGGUUUGUCGAUUGCUGUGAUUGAUGGCGACCAGGUCUUCGCUGAGGGAUACGGCUUUGCGAUAUUGCCUGGUGAGCCAGCCACACCGGAAACGCUUUGGUACGCCGCUUCAACUACAAAGGCACACACUGCCACUACCCUAGCCCGCCUGAUUAACUUCGGAGAGCACACGGCUCUCGCCAACGGUUGGUCAACGACAAUCUCAUCUAUUAUCCAUGACGAUUUCGUCCUUCGGGAUGCGUGGGCGACAGAGCAUAUCACGCUAGACGACGCUGUAAGCCAUCGCGUAGGGAUGGCGGCUCACGAUAAAUCCUAUGCACGGGUAGUGGAAGGGAAGGAGAUUAAGCCUAAGGAUAUUGUUCGCAACUUGAGGAAUCUACCCUUAUCUACCGAACCCCGGCUCAAGUUCUCUUAUACGAAUUUGAUGUAUACCACGCUCUCACAUGUCAUUGAGACUGUUACGGGCAAAUGGCUUGGAGACGUAAUGAAGGAGCUGAUCUGGGAUCCGCUGGAUAUGAACUCCACUUUUUUCGACUUGCAGGAUGCAAUCAAUGCACCAUAUCAACUCGCUUCGGGGUACUACUGGGACAAGAAGGAAGGAAAAUAUGGAGAGGUUCCCUUCAUGAACGUUACGGAACUUAGCGGCGCCGGGGCUAUCUUCUCUAAUGUCCUUGACUACGCUAAAUGGGUGAAAUGCCUGCUUCACGAAGCACCACCAUUCUCCAAGGAGGUGCACAAGGACAUAAAGUCUCCGAGAAUCCUUAAAUCCAUACAACCGAAUGGUCCCUACGAUAUCACGACAUACGGACUGGGCUGGGAGCGUACCCACUUUAAGGGGCAUGUUAUAUACAAGCACAGCGGAGGAUUGCACGCCUAUGGUGCCCAGGUCUACUGGUUGCCCGAGACCAAGUAUGGCGUCGUUGCGUUCGCGAACACGGCCACUACGUCGAAUGCCGCUGAGGAAAUCCUGGCAUGGAAGUUGAUUCAAGACCGGCUUGGGAUCCCAGAGAAGGAGCGCUUUGAUUUUGAUGCUAAGUUCUUUUGGAACGGUCUAAGCAGUACCGUAGAUGAGACUGUUGAUAUUCUCUACCCCGAGCGACCGAAUCCGCCGCUGCCCGCCACCGUGAAUACCACCAAAUUGCAGGGCAUAUACUACGAUCCAGGAUACGGACGCAUCGCAUUACGCGAGAAGCCUCACCCUAACAGAUCAGAUGAGAAGAUCCUUGUUGCAGACCGCCAGGAGAUGACGUGGAAGUACCAGAUGAACCUGCACCACGUCUCUGGUGACUAUUGGGUUGUCUACUUGCCAUUAUUGGAGAAUCCAGGGUACUUCACCGAGUUCGUAGCAGCAGAGUUCAAGAUCGGAAAUGAUGGAAAGCCGGUUGGACUGCAGGUGGACUGGGUUAACCGAGUUACUGAUGAGGUUGAAGGAAAGGUCCUGUUCAAGAAGGUUGAUUAG
Fusarium redolens is the source of this 1566-nucleotide messenger RNA. Its product is annotated as beta-lactamase/transpeptidase-like protein. The record is from RefSeq and is a predicted model, not a curated record. The transcript is spliced from 3 exons. Bases 1 to 1566 code for a protein of 521 amino acids. NCBI's taxonomy places the organism in Eukaryota, Fungi, Ascomycota, Sordariomycetes, Hypocreales, Nectriaceae.